Messenger RNA from Crotalus tigris (Tiger rattlesnake), 1957 nucleotides. It is a transcript of the gene HARS1, whose product is annotated as histidyl-tRNA synthetase 1. NCBI's taxonomy places the organism in Eukaryota, Metazoa, Chordata, Lepidosauria, Squamata, Viperidae. Gene Ontology annotation, cellular component: cytoplasm; mitochondrion. The transcript is spliced from 13 exons. Gene Ontology annotation, biological process: histidyl-tRNA aminoacylation; mitochondrial translation. Bases 210 to 1715 code for a protein of 501 amino acids. Gene Ontology annotation, molecular function: histidine-tRNA ligase activity; ATP binding; identical protein binding. The record is from RefSeq and is a predicted model, not a curated record.
UCUUGCAUCAUCCAGCUCCGACUCGUCCCACCUCAUCCCCGCUGCACAUUGAGUUGAGCAGUGUGGGCAGAUUUAGCUGCCUCAAUACAAAGCAGUACGCAUGCGUAGGGGAGCAAAAGAUUAAAUUCUCUGGGUGAGAAAGUAAGGAGGGUGACUGGCGACUCUCCCUUUUUUAAAAUUUUUAUUGUCGGCGAGGGGGUGUCAUCGUCAUGGCUGAGGAAGAGGCGCUGAGGAAGCAGGCAGAUACGGUGCGGCGCCUCAAGCAGGAGAAGGCUAGCCCGGAAGAGAUCACAAAGCAAGUGUCAAAGCUGCUGGAGAUGAAGUCAGCAAUGCAUCCUGAAGAAGGCAAGCAUAAAUUUGUUUUGAAGACACCAAAGGGUACUCGGGAUUAUAAUCCCAAACAGAUGGCUAUCAGAGAGAAAGUCUUCAAUGUCAUUACCCAAUGCUUCAAACGUCAUGGAGCUGAGACAAUAGAUACUCCAGUAUUUGAAUUAAAGGAAACCUUAACAGGGAAAUAUGGAGAAGACUCAAAGCUCAUCUAUGAUCUGAAAGACCAAGGAGGAGAGCUGCUAUCGCUUCGCUAUGAUUUGACUGUGCCGUUUGCUCGUUAUUUGGCUAUGAACAAAAUCACCAACAUUAAGCGUUACCAAAUUGCUAAAGUCUACAGGCGGGACAACCCAGCCAUGACGAAGGGACGUUACAGGGAGUUCUAUCAGUGUGAUUUUGACAUUGCUGGCCAUUAUGACAUCAUGAUUCCUGAUGCAGAGUGUCUGAAAAUUGUGCAUGAGAUUCUAUGUGCCCUACAAAUAGGAGACUUUCUCAUCAAGGUCAAUGACCGGCGUAUCCUUGAUGGGAUGUUUGCAGUCUGUGGGGUUCCAGAUACCAAAUUCCGGACCAUUUGCUCCACUGUAGAUAAAUUAGACAAGAUGGCUUGGGAAGAUGUAAAAAAUGAGAUGAUUGGAGAGAAGGGAUUGGCACCAGAAAUUGCAGAUCAUAUUGGUGAAUAUGUAAGGCUGCAUGGUGGGCUCAGUUUAAUUGAACAAUUGCUCCAAGAUCCAAAGCUGUCACAAAAUAAAUUGGCUCGGGAAGGGCUUGAGGAAGUGAAACAGCUGUUCAAAUAUUUGGAUCUUUUUGGCAUUUCAGAUCAGAUUUCCUUUGAUUUAAGUCUCGCUCGUGGUUUGGAUUACUACACUGGAGUAAUAUAUGAGGCUAUCCUUCUCCAAGAACCAAAUGAUCAUGUGGAGGAGUCUGUUGGUAUUGGUAGUGUGGCUGGAGGUGGCCGUUAUGAUGGAUUAGUAGGGAUGUUUGAUCCCAAGAAUCGGAAAGUGCCUUGUGUUGGAGUCAGCAUUGGCAUUGAACGGGUCUUUUCCAUUAUGGAACAAAAAAUGGAGGCUUCUGAAGAGAAAAUCCGAACCACGGAGACCCAGGUGCUUGUAGCAUCUGCUCAAAAGAAACUUCUUGAAGAAAGACUAAAGCUUGUGUCCGAGUUGUGGGAUUCAGGAAUAAAGGCAGAGAUACUUUACAAGAAAAAUCCCAAACUACUAAACCAGUUGCAGUACUGUGAGGAAACUGGAAUUCCACUUGUUGCUAUAUUGGGAGAGCAAGAGUUAAAAGAUGGAGUUGUCAAAUUGCGUGAUGUGGUUACUAGAGAAGAGGUGGAUAUUUUCAGAGGAAAUCUUGUGGAAGAAAUCAAGAGACGAACACUUAUUCUCUAGAAAUACUGGAUUUCCCUUUGAAAAGAUCGGCAAAACUUCAUAAAUUACUUCAAAUUAGAGGUUUUUUUUCAAAGCUGUAAUUUAUUUUUCUGUAAAGCCCCUUAAUCUUAGAGAUCAAGGAGCUUAGUCUUAAAGAGUAAAGAGCUGUGGUUCAAAGCAAAUGAAAUAUUCUGUUCCAUUGUUUAAAAUAUUGGCGUUUUGAAUCCCUGAUUUGACCUCAAUAAAAUUUAUUUCAACCCAUG